This is a messenger RNA of Centropristis striata (black sea bass), 8734 nucleotides long. It is a transcript of the gene unkl, whose product is annotated as unk like zinc finger. Gene Ontology annotation, molecular function: metal ion binding. The record is from RefSeq and is a predicted model, not a curated record. Bases 17 to 2476 code for a protein of 819 amino acids. The transcript has 16 exons. Lineage: Eukaryota; Metazoa; Chordata; Actinopteri; Perciformes; Serranidae.
AUUGUUUUGACUGAAAAUGCCGUCGGUUUCGAAAACGGCGGCCAAUGCGUCUCCUCAAACCGAGAAACCUACCCACUAUACAUACUUGAAGGAGUUUAGGACAGAGCAGUGUCCGUUGUUCCUCCAGCACAAGUGUACGCAGCACAGACCCUUUACGUGCUUUCAUUGGCAUUUUCUCAACCAACGGCGGAGAAGACCCAUCCGAAGAAGAGACGGAACUUUUAACUACAGCCCCGACGUGUACUGCACGAAAUACGACGAGACCACAGGCAUCUGCCCAGAUGGAGAUGACUGUCCUUAUUUACACCGGACCACUGGUGACACAGAGCGCAAGUACCAUCUACGCUAUUACAAGACUGGCACUUGUAUCCAUGAGACAGAUGCUCGAGGGCAUUGUGUGAAGAAUGGCCUUCACUGUGCUUUUGCUCACGGGCCACAUGAUCUCCGACCUCCAGUCUAUGAUAUCAGAGAGAUUCAAGCACAAGAGGCCCUUCAGAAUGGACAGUUGGGAUCUGGAGAAGGUAUUCCUGAUCUGCAGCCAGGUGUAUUAGCCAGCCAAGCUAUGAUUGAGAAAACUCUGACAGAAGACCCCCGGUGGCAAGAUACCAACUUUGUUUUAGCCAACUAUAAAACAGAUCAGUGUACAAAGCCCCCAAGACUAUGCAGACAGGGCUACGCUUGCCCCCACUACCACAACAGUAGAGAUCGAAGAAGAAAUCCUAGAAAGUUCAAAUAUAGGUCAACUCCUUGCCCUAAUGUGAAACAUGGUGAUGAAUGGGGCGAACCAUCAAAGUGUGACAGUGGAGACAGUUGCCAGUAUUGUCACUCUCGCACUGAACAGCAGUUCCACCCAGAAAUCUACAAAUCUACCAAAUGCAAUGAUAUGCGACAAACUGGAUACUGUCCCAGAGGACCGUUUUGUGCUUUUGCACAUGUAGAAAGAAUUCCCUCUACAGAGGAGACCAUGAGCUCAUUGCUUACAGUGAUUCAGUCAAGUUCACAGUCCCAGCUGGGCUCGCAGCAGUAUUCAGAGUGUCCAGUCAGUGAGUGGAACAGUGGAGGCAACUCCACCAACAGCGCAACCAGUAGCAACGGACAAGUAGGAAGUGUUUCAUGUUCUAAUAGCUCAACUGUAACUCCAAACUCAGGAAGCGACAGUUUGAUAUCCCCAGUGGGAUCCAUCAGCAGGCCCAAAUCCUUAACUAAUAGUAGCUUAUGUUCAGAGUCCACCACAUCCAGUGUCUCAUCUCUGACGUCUAACUAUCCUAAAGCUCCGGGCUUUGAACGUGUGGAUCAGAUUAAGAACAAGGGGCAGCUGGAUCAGAAAUUGAUGGACCAAGAAAAACAGACACAAAACACUGUAUUCUCUGCGGUGAACCCUUUGGCAUCAAGCUUUACCUCCAGUAUAACAUCCAGCUUGGCCUCCAGUAUUGGCUCAGAUAGUUCUUCACCCACCACCUUAUCAACAAUGAAUGCAAAAGCCACUCCUUUCUAUCCAGGGAGCACCACAGUGGAGUCUGUCAUAGGUGUAUUUUGUUUUCCCUCAGGAUCCGCUCUGGACCUCAACUUUAGUGACAUUAACGUUGCAUCUCUUGAUAAGGAGUUAGAAGAGCAAGACAACAACGUAGGAUUGGCAAGUCAAAGGGUGUUAUGUGGAUCUGCUCCGGUUAACAUUCCUGGCUCCCUGGCUCGAUCGUCUUCUUUUAAUUCCUCGUCAUCGCUCUCCACCUCCCCGCUAAGCUCCCUGUCACAGUCUCUGUCUCAGUCCCUGCUGUCUGGGACGGUAUCGCAGCAAAAUCAACCUUCAAACAUGUUAGCCAAGCAAGAGCACGGCCUCCUGGGAACACCCACCUCCUCUUCCCAGAACUCUCUGGGCUUGAAUGGAGGGGCGAGCAGCAUUUGGGACUUUGUAAGUGGCAGCUUUUCACCGAGUCCAUCUCCAGUUUUCAGCAGCCUAACCUCUGCAGCCAGCAGUGCUGAUCUAGCUCGCCUUUUUAGAGAUCUGGACGAGGCCAAGAGGAAGAUCAAACAAUGGGAGGAGGCGUGGCAUCAGGUCAAACAAGCUUGCGAAGCUUGCCAGAAAGACGCUCACGAAGCAAAGGAACAAGCAAAGACGGCUGAGUCAGAGCGGCAGCUGGCGGAACAGAAAUGGGAGGAAACUGAGCGCAAGCUGAAAGAGCUCCAAGGGGACUUUGAUGUGCUUUGUCGCACCCCUGGAACACCUCUUCUACGUAGCUAUGGAGAGCUGGACGAGCUCCCCUUGUCAAAGCUUCACUCCAUCCAGAGUCAGCUACGUAAUGACCUAGACCUUAUAGACGGGGUAAUAUAUCAGCUUCAGUCAAAGAAAUGUAUAGUUUGCCAAAAGCAUGAUCGUUGCAUUGUUCUGCAGCCUUGCCAACAUUAUGUACUAUGUGAGAACUGUGCACCUAGUAAAACAGAAUGUCCCUACUGUAGAACAAAAAUAUUGAAGUGGUGAUGUAAAAAUACUCGAGGUACUAUUUAAAGAUUUAGCCCUUUGAAAAACUACUAAUAGAUAUUACAUUUUCUAAAUAGCAAUGUCUCUUUCAUACAGUGAUUGAAUUCAUUUAUAAUACGAUGAUGUUUGACUGAGAAAACAAAUUGUAUUAUGAAUCAGAUUGUGUACAGGGGAUUCAAACAUUGACAAAACAUAGAUUUUGCUCAUUUUAUGUGCACAUUACCUUGCUCAACCUUUCUGUGUGAAAAGUCACACAAUCAAAUUAGAAUAUUUAAGUACCUUGUGAUUGCCUUUUUCAAAUGUUCUGUCAUUUGGACACUGUGAAGGACAUAAAUCUUGUGUCCAGAUAUCUGCAUUUUGUGUACGCUUUAUCAAGAAUACAUUUUGGCUAAACACUAAAUGCAGGCGUGCUUUCCCCAAAGAUGCAAAUAUGCAUUGACAACCUGUAAAAAUAGCUCUUACAGUAAAGACAAUGAAAAAAUUCAAACCGAACCAAUAAACUAUAAAUAAAUAAAGACAUUAAUGUUUCUUCAUCUUUACUCUUAUGUUUGCUGUUUUUGGAUUGGAAGUACUUCACUGCACUUUGGAAUUAUUGUGGAUAAAUCUGAUCUCUCUACUUAAUGCACUUAAAAGUCCACCCAGAGCAAAUCUGAAGACAUUUCAACUCCAAAUUUUCUGAAAAUUCUGUGGAAAUGUGUGUUAAGUCAAACGGUUUGAGUAAAUCUGUUGCAACACAGAUUCUUGUAUUUGAAGAAAGCGAUAAAGGGAAGAAAACUUACUUACUGUAACUUUAAUAUUAUAUCUUAACUAACUAAAAUAACUAAAAUGUUGUAGUUUUAUUACAAUUCAAUUACAUGUACUUCUCAUACUUUUUUUUAGUCAUUACGAUGGUAGAAAAAGUGUGAUAAUGUCAGAGGGGGAGUUUCCCUGUAGCCCACCAACCUUCAUAACAAUUGGAAAAUUAAAAUGUCCUGAUUGUGGAUCAAAACAAUCCCACACAUGAGUACAGAAAUACAGCUAGUGCCAAUGGCAUUCCAGGUUCUGAAAUGCAAAGAAAUCACUGUGUAAAUGUUUGAAACAUACUGCCAGGAAAUGUUGAGUUCACUCUCACACUGUAAAUCCAGUGAUGUUACACAUAAAAUGGGCAAAACUCAAAGCUGAUUUUUCUUUAAUUAAAGAGGAAUACGCAUAAAUAAACAAAUUGAAUCGGGAGCUUAUGGAAGCAGACCUUACAUUCAAGAACAUGAAUGUAACCAAUGCUAAAUCAGGAAAUCAUAUUUAUGUUUUUUACAUAAUUAGUCUGAAAAACUCAUGUGGUCAUACCAUUUAUAGAGCUUAGGGCUGCCAAAACAGACAUGUGUGAAAUGAGUCGCUGUUCAACUUCAUCGUACCAGAAGGUGCUUAAUCGUUAAGGAGCUCCAUGCUCUUCAUUAAUCAUUAAUGCACACUUGAGUUCAACACUAUGGGGAAUGAUUGAUGAAAUUGAUUGAUUGGCCCAAGUAUUGUCCCACAAUAGACUGAAUAUGCAGCCUUGUAAAGUAUUUCACAUUCAAUGAGGUAUUAGUGUUAAACCUAUAUGUGUAAAUCAGACAAACCAAGAGAGCAAGAAAACACAUGGAUGCUAAUGUUGCAGUGUUCCUCUUUAAGUAAAGCCACCUUUUUCUUUUUUAAAUGCAACCAGUCAAACAUCAUUAUUUUGACCAACUCUCUGAAGAAGUUUGAUUUCUUAUUAAAGCACUUUGUUGACCUGGGACUUUAUUCAAGGGUAUAUAGAAUUUUGCUUUAAGCUGCUUUGUAGGUAUUCUUUUGUGUCUUUUUUUAGAAUUAUAUAUUUUUUUUCUAUAUAAGCUAAUGUCUGAAGCUUUUGUGUGUACUGUGAAACAUAAUUUGGAUAUUUCAUGUUUCCUAUUGUUAAAUCAUGGCAUGGUUCAACAUAUUAAGAUUUCAUAGAAAAGUACUUAAUAGUUUCUACUUUCAUAGUUAGAUUUAUAAAAUUUCAAUCAAAUAAGUGCAGAUUUAAAAUGCAUUUUAGGCAUAACCAGCAGCUGUAAUAUCAGUAAGGCACAUGCUACAUGUUAAGGCUGUUAUUCAAUCAGUUAGUUUUGUUUUGUAGAGAUUUAUAUAGCAUAGCCUAUUAGAGAAGCAUGUAUUGUAUUUGCUAAAAGCCUGAGAUGGUGAUUUUUGUAGGAAUCUAGCCUCUUGACCUUGUCUAGAACAUAUCGGCCUCUAACUCUAAAGUGCCUUGCCUUAGUUAAAAACGUUAAGUGUAGAAUUGUCAGAGCAAACACAAGUAGUUGGAGCUUGUGCACAGGUUUCUGCAUAACGUGUCUUGUUUUUAACUUUGCAGAAUUAUUGACGUGUAUGACUAUAUGUGUUUAUAUAAAUAUAUGCCAGUGUAUUAGGCCCAAUCCCAUUAAGUAUUUCUGCAGAAGAUAAUUGAAAACAAACAUUGUCAGUGCCUGUGUCCUGACUUCAAACAUGGAAACGAACCUUCCCUCCAGCUAACCCACCCACUCAUUCCUUGGUCAUGGUGCUCUUUUGGUGCAGCUUCAGUCUUUAAAAUUAGGUUUUAUGUUUGGGAGUAUGCAAACAGGAAAGACGAAUUUGUAAAGCAACAUAUAAAAUAUGCUUUUUAAACAUUUCAGUAAUUUGUUUUGUUGUAAUAACUCUGCAGUGAAUGAAGAAUUCCGUAGUUGACUUGUAAGUUGGAUAGGACUUGUGCUUACUGUAGGUUCCUCUAAUUGAAAUGACCUUCUACUGUGUUUAAAAAAACAACUUUUUAUUCUUGCGUUAAAUUCAAUAGAAAAUCAUGUAUCUCCAGGUACACUUUUUGCUACUUCUAAAUAUGGGAAAAUGCAUUGUUUACAUUCACAUAAAUGACAAUUAAGCAACUCAGAGGAAAAUUAUUAAGAAAGGUUAUGGUAUUUUAGCAUUUUCAUGAUUAUAUUACAUUGCAUAAAAGGCAGGCUAAAUACUUCUGGUAUUGCAUGUUAUGCGAUAUAUUAACCAGCUACAAAAAAAUAAAGAAAAAACAUUUAAAAAAAAAAAAGUUUGCACUGUGUCACACUGCCAGAAUAUUUGUAAUGAUUUAUUUUUAGUGUAGUAAAGGCUAAAUAACUUCUGCAAGCUUCGCUGCUACUGGAAAAGGUAUUAAUGUAGUUUAUUGUUAUACAUUUAGAUGUUUGAAUGUUGUUGUGCAUCCACAGCUCAGAUUUCAAGACUGACAUAAUCUGUUUUAUGCAUCUCAAAACUAAAUCUUAUUUGGUUGAAUUAUUGAUUUGUAGAUCCAUUUGAGUCAACGUUUCAGUACUUUUGUAUAUUACUAAGAAUGAUGUCACAGACCUGUACUGCUGUAGAUUGUCCCUUUUUUGAAUUGAUGGAAGGUAAAUGUAUUUUUUUCCGAUUUAUUUUCCCCUAUACACUGAAUAGAAGUGUACGGUGCAGCUAAUUUCACAGGGUCCUUUGGUCUAUUUGGUUUUGCCUGUGAAGCCGACUAAAUUAAUGAUGUCUAGUGUGAAAAUCUAAAAAUCAACCAAAGUGGUGUUUUAGUAGCUGUCUAAAUGCGGAACCAAGACAAAGAGAGUGAACUAUUUGAUUGACCUACAUUUAUGCAUAAUUCAUCCUUAAAAUGUGGUCGGAUCUUGAUCAGAGUCACUAUAAUACACAAAUGCAUUCUGUGCAAACUUUCAUGUAUUUUUUUUUUUGGUUUGUCAUGUUAAAAUCGUAUGUAAAUCAUUUCACAAAUGACUUUUUUUAAAAGCUACUACAAGUCAGACUUUCCGAUCAGUGAGUUGAAAUUGGAGUUAGUAAUUAGCUGUGCCUUGUUGUUGAGUAGUCGUUUUCCUGCCCCUGGGCCUGAACAACUAUAACUAACUGAGAAAACAAUGCUCUCAAACGUAUGGAAAAGUUUCAGGGUAGCACUUAGUUGUCUGAUGCCUUUUUAUAAAAUGCCCCUAAACGCAGUGAAAAAUGAACUAAAACGGCUUGGACAUUAGAAAAGUAAAAUUAAAGUCAGUUUUGCCCUAAAAGCAAUUAAGAUUCUUUGAUAUGAACUGAAGAGAGCCAUUCAUCAUAAGACAUUCCUGAAAUAUCAAUAAAAUUACACAUUUCGUUAUGGGAAAAUGGGGAAUAGAAUUCCUUCUGGUCAAUGUGAAGAUUAAAUGAACGCACGAGGAAACUUUUAGUUAAGUUCACUGCUGUAAAGUAAGAUUUAACAAAGUUAAACUCUCAGAGCUGAGUUUGAAUGUUCAAGCAAGUUAAGAAUACACCAAAAAAUGUAAUUGUUUUAUAUUGUACUAUUUCAAGCAGAUGUAACUUGUCCAUUAUUGUGACUUUGAAUGCUACCACAUUAUAUGACUAAAUUAUGCAUAAAUGCAGGGAUAUCCAAGGAGUCCAUUUACUAUUUCUUGGUACUGUAUGUGUUCUAAAGGGAAAACUUACCCCUAAACAGAAUUCUAAUACUGUCUAAGUUAUUAGACAGAUCAGCCUGUGUUUGUGAACAGGUCUGAAGUUGUAAAUGGCAGCAUUGUGAUUGGCAGAAAUUCUGUUUCUUGGUGGAUUUUUGCUUUAAUAUUUAAUUCUGUAGGACAUACAGUAUAUCCUCGUAGUGAGUUAACAACAGGACUAUGCCAAUGGCUUUUGCUUACAACAUUAAUGGACUUGAGCCCAUUUUUUGCAGUUUUACCAAAGACCAGAACUGUUGUUAUUUCUUUUGUACUACAUUUCAUCAUUUGUUUUAUUUCAGUAAGAAACCUAAUUGAUUUAAAAGAGUAAUCACCUAGUACCUUAAAUAGAUAAUGUUCAUUAACAGUAAUUAAUGGCAUCUUUUUCUAUCUAAAGUUAGCUAUAGUGAGGUGAUACAGAAAUGAUCAAAAAUGCAUGGGUCAGAUCCUUACAAAAUGUGUAUUUGUAUAUUUGAUUUUGUGUUAAGUAUACAUUGACGUUUCUGGCAGGUUUGUGCAAUACUGGCUCGCACAUGCCGACCUUAAGUAAGGAUUCAAUGUCAGUUUAAUUGUUGUCUACAGUGAAGGAAUGUCAAAGUUGAAUGACAUUUGUGCUUCUGAAGUGGCCAUAUAUAAACUUUUGUUUGUUGAUUUUGCUUAACUACGUAAUCUCAAUCACUUUGGAAAUUGAUGGUUAUGCAUUAUAUGCUGUUAUGAUUGGCCUGCAGUGACUGUAAGGUGCUUUCUUUCUAUCUGACUCUUUGUUUUCUAUUUCUGAAAGCCGUGGUCCAAUUUUUUUUUUUGUUAUGUUAAAUGACGGGGACAGAUGAUGAUUGUGAGAAACAUUAAUGGCAGAUACAGACAUAAUUAAAAACUGAGUUGUUGUAUCAGUAAUUUGUUGUUGGUCUUUCUAGUGGUCUACUUGCCCAAAUCAAGUUUUCUAAAAAAAAUAAAUGACACAAACUUGAUAAGCACAGCUAAUGUCUCUUUAGAUUUGUUAAAUCUAAUGGACCCAUUACACUUUCAAGUACAUCUGUGCCUUUUAAUAAUUACAUAAUGUUGAUUGGUAUCAAGACAAUAUGAGACAGUAUUUGCUCUCAGUCAGAUUAAAAAAUAUGACAAGCUUAAUUGGAAUCUAAAUUCCAGUGCCUUACAAUAUUUUUGUAGACCAUAAUGUGAUUUGCUAAAUGAUCCAACGGAUUCAGGCCACUUGAGCUGAGAGGAAAAAGUUUGAACUAAUGUGCUUCACCUGUUUCACAGAAGUGAGCAGGUUAAAAUUAACUGGUAAUCAGCUAUCUCAGUCUGUAUUUGCCAUACCAUUAAAAACAGCAAUAUUUAAUCAUUGAAUACACAAUUUUAGUCUCAAUUAGUCAUUUGGCACCAAAAAGUCAAUUAUUUGUAAGGAAAAGCACCAAAUAGAAAGAAUCUUGUAAAUGAACUGUAAUAGAUGUAUCAUUAUGCUCUGCAUUGGAAUAGUUUCAUCUAUUUUGCAUUAUUGUUAGUUGUUGUGUUGUCUUUUUGUUUUUAAUAUUAUAAAAAUGGAGCCUGAAGAUUUAUGCAAUCUUGUACAUGUAUAUGAUGUAUGGAGCUGUUCAAAUUAAGUAAAAUACUAGUACAACAAGUGUUGUCAAAAGUAAAUCAUCUGAAUGUGGAACCAGUUGUUCCAUAUACUUUAGAAACUUUCAGUAGAAAUGUUAUUUUAACAUUGAAGCCCUGAAAUAUUGAAUGUAUUGUUCUAAAUUAGAUAUUCAAUGAAUAGGUCACUGGAUAUUAUGGAGCGCAGUUAAUUCAUUAUGAUGUAGCAUCUAGUUGUGAA